UUCUCACAACAAAUUUCAUUCUAUUCUCUAAUAGAGAAAUAGCAAUAUUAUUUGUUUAUUGAGCUGCAUAACAAUCAGUCAUGAGGACUAGUAGCUUUAUUGCAUGUAUUGCUCUGGUAGUCUUGUGUUCGACCCUUGCGAAUGCGCAGCUCAGUUCAACGUUCUAUGAUACGACGUGUCCCAAGGCACUCUCUACUGUCAAAGCUGCGGUGAAAGCAGCGGUCGCCAACGAAAAGCGCAUGGGCGCAUCUUUGCUCCGCCUUCACUUUCACGACUGUUUUGUUAACGGAUGUGAUGGGUCGAUUCUGUUGGAUGAUUCGUCAAGCCUCACGGGAGAAAAAACUGCGAGGCCCAACGCAAACUCAGUUAGAGGAUUCGACGUUGUUGACACAAUUAAAUCUAAUGUGGAGGCCGUGUGCAGUGGAGUUGUGUCUUGUGCUGAUAUUGUGGCCAUUGCUGCUCGUGAUUCAGUGGUCGAAUUAGGAGGACCUUCAUGGACAGUACAACUCGGGAGGAGAGACUCAAAAACUGCAAGCCUGAGCGGUGCAAACAACAACAUUCCUGCACCCACAUCCAGCCUCAGCGCUCUUAUCUCCUCUUUUAGUAAUCAGGGUCUUUCCACAAAGGAUAUGAUUGCCCUCUCAGGUGCUCAUACAAUUGGUCAAGCGCGGUGCACAAACUUCAGAACCCACAUCUACAAUGAAACCAACAUCAACAGUGCAUAUGCUACUUCUGUGAAGGCUAACUGCCCAAGCGCUGGUGGUGACAAUAACUUGUCGCCUUUAGAUGUCCAAACUCCCACCGCCUUUGAUAACAAAUACUACGCAAAUCUUCAAAGCCAGAAAGGACUUCUUCACUCUGACCAGGAGCUCUUCAAUGGAGGCUCUGCUGAUUCUCAAGUGACUACGUAUUCUAACAAUCAGAAUACCUUCUUUAGUGAUUUUGCAGCAGCCAUGGUGAAUAUGGGAAACAUAAACCCUCUGACUGGUAGCAGCGGAGAAGUCAGAAAAAAUUGCAGGAAGCCCAAUUAGAGAAUAUACCUAGUUGGAUAAAGUUAUGCAUUAAAUGAAUGUCAUUAUAUGUUUCUGUAGAAGACUGCGUCAUUGUUAUAAAUUUAUCACAGACCACGUAGCAUAUUUGCCACAUGCGAAGCAUCUGGGAGUAUAAUGUACCGAGUCCAUUUAAAUUAUUAUUAUUAUUGGUAUUGGUAA
This is a messenger RNA of Cryptomeria japonica (Japanese cedar), 1211 nucleotides long. Its product is annotated as peroxidase 4. The record is from RefSeq and is a predicted model, not a curated record. Gene Ontology annotation, biological process: response to oxidative stress; hydrogen peroxide catabolic process. NCBI's taxonomy places the organism in Eukaryota, Viridiplantae, Streptophyta, Pinopsida, Cupressales, Cupressaceae. The coding region runs from base 81 to 1031 and encodes 316 amino acids. Gene Ontology annotation, molecular function: heme binding; peroxidase activity. The transcript is spliced from 4 exons.